CAUGUUUUUAUGUAGGAUAGUUUUUACUUACUGAAAUAAUAGGAUUAAAAAACAUAAGGAAAUGAAAAAGAGGACAACCGGAUGUAUGCUAAUCGCAUAUAAUAUCAAAGUAAUGCUAAAUCAGUUUAUAUUUUAGUUGGAGUUGUUUGAACACUGACAUUUAACAAUGGAGAAGACACUGAUUGUACUACUGUUGGUAUUAUUUGCUAUUGCGACAGCUCAAAAAGGCAAAAUCAAGUUAAAUCUACCUAAGCAAAUACACAAACCAUUUUCAUGGAAGUUGAAACCAUUGACGGGAGGCGGAAAGCUAAAUGGCCUAUCGGGAACCGGAAUUUGGAAACCACCAAACACUGGAAAUACAUUUACAGGAACCGGAAGCUGGCAAAGUGGGAAAGGAUUUGGCGGGAGUUUGAAGGGAACAUUUGGGACUGGAGGCGGGUCCUCUGUUAGUUUCGGCGUUGCUGGAGGUGGUGGUAAAGCGUUUAAAGCAAGCAUUGGUUUUAGAAUGAAAUUUAAACGGAAACGGAGAAGUGUGAUAGCUCGUGAACUGUUUGAAAUGUGAUAUUUAUUUUAUUUGUACUUUUAAAGUUAAAAAGUUUUACACAAAUACUCUAUCAAGUCUAAAUGUUAUUUGUAUUAUAUUUACGUCAGUUGAAGUGCAAUAAUGAUUUUUGUAAUAUAAUAUUUCUUUGUGUAUUUGAAGCCAAAUAAUAACGACGCAACAACAAAAUGCACAUGUUAACAUGACCUUAAUUCUCUUCUUCAUUGGCUCGGAAGAAAACUAAAUCCACUGAUCAUUAAAUCUGUUUUUUUUUCUCAGAUAUUUUUACAAACAUUUUGCGUAGGAAUAACAAUAAAAAAUAACCUUCAAUAUCUUAUUCGUACGUAAAACAACAUAAUGGAUCUUUGGUUCUCUCACAAGAAUGAGUACAAGUACAUAGAAAAUCACCACAAGUAUUAUAAAUUCUGAUCAUCAAUGCUUAAUAUACAUUUAAGUCAUAAAUUUACAGAAUCCAUUUUAUUCAUGGUCAGGCAAAACGAAGAGCCUGGAAAACGAGCAGGGUCUGGCGGUCGAAGGUUUCUGUUUGUCUUUGUUUGGAUGGAACACUCUACCAUUUUAAAUUUUCAAUACCUAUGUUUAAGUAAUACUAAUUCAUUCUUACGUGUACAUUGGUUUUUAUUUGCUGUCUAAUUUCACAAUUCAAAUGUUAAACAAUUAUUGUAUGGCGAGGCGAAUAUUGAAGUUUAUGGACUUGACUAAGGUGAUAUUCAACAGGGCCGAUGGGUCCAUAGCCUUAAAUAUCACCGAUAAGUGCAUACCUUAUAUGCACAUUUUAUUUAAAGACUACACUUUAAAAAGAGCAGUGCAGUUAAUAUCUCAGAAAGAUUAUUCGUAAGAAGAAAAACACAGACAGUCAAUACACAAGUUUAUCGAAAAGUUAUGAGGCUGCUGAUUGGAUUACGCGUUUAUAGCA
Molecule: messenger RNA, 1475 nt
Organism: Mercenaria mercenaria
Lineage: Eukaryota; Metazoa; Mollusca; Bivalvia; Venerida; Veneridae
Exons: 2
Coding region: 167-562 (131 amino acids)
Source: RefSeq, a predicted model, not a curated record